Rhineura floridana is the source of this 3244-nucleotide messenger RNA. RefSeq names its product TCDD inducible poly(ADP-ribose) polymerase (gene TIPARP). Gene Ontology annotation, molecular function: NAD+ poly-ADP-ribosyltransferase activity; metal ion binding. The coding region runs from base 957 to 2945 and encodes 662 amino acids. The record is from RefSeq and is a predicted model, not a curated record. Lineage: Eukaryota; Metazoa; Chordata; Lepidosauria; Squamata; Rhineuridae. The transcript is spliced from 6 exons.
UGUGUAGAAACGGCUCUUUCCGUGCAAUAACUUCACUCCUGCUUGUCCGUGGAACAAAGCGUGACCCUUUGCAAAGCAGCAGUCCCUUCGACCUGGCGCUUUGAGUGCGUGCGUGCAUGCUCCCCUCCCCCUCCUUUUUUCCAAGCCGCACGCAGUGUUCAGAGCUCAAGCUAUGCAAAUAAUCAAACAGGAGCAUCCAGUCCCUCCUCCCCGCCCACCCCGCUUGGGUGGGAUUGGCAAGGCAGGGAGAAAGAGCAAAAGGAAAGAGGAGGAGGAGCCCGGCUUGGAAUGAGGCCCCGGACUCUGUGUGUGUGUGCGUGCGUGAGAGAAGAGCGAGCUUGCAAAGAAAAAAAAGGAGGGGAAGGCGAGCCCUUUUGUCGCUGGCAAAGCUCCUCCCCAGAUCGUGCAGCUGCCCGGCCAAGGGCUUUUCAGGAAGCGGUACUUAAAACGGCUCCAGAGGAACAUGUGAGAAGCGGCCGCAACGGUGAUCGGAAGGGCUUGGAGGAGUAGGUGUUGUUGUGGAGCUGGCUGGGAAUUGCCACCUCCGGCCGGAAUGGAUGCUUUGUCACGUACAGGAAGGGUGAAAGCAAGAAAGGCUGGCCGAGCCUGAUGUGCGCCGCCGUCGCUUGCAGAUCGGGCUGAGUUCGGGAACGACAAAAAGCCCGGAGCUUUUGCUCUCGCCUCCGCCUUCUUUCUCUUCGAAGCCUUUCCUUUUUUCCCAUCUGUCGAGCUCGCUCCGAAGACGAGGCAACCUUUCUCGGGCUUCGCUUCGCAUUGUUUGACCCUCUGCUGGUGUCGGCGGGCCGCGCAGCGGAGACGGGAAGCGAAGCGUUCGUCGUUGCAGCAACAACUGCGGACGUUGGUAACUUCUCUCGAGGUCUCUUGCAGCACUGGGAAUUCCGUCAUUGUGACUUGGAAGGCGGCUUGGGGGGCGGUUGAAGGAGAAUCCAAAGCUGAUGGAAGCAGAACUGGGACCUUCCUGUGCAGUUCAGCCAGCCUGCUGCCAGGAAAUGGCACACUCCGCUCCUUCUCAGGUCUUUGCUGCGCCGAUGAGGCUGUCCGAAAAGAUCCCUCUGGUCAAGCCUUGCUUUAAGAAAAAGCAGCAAGUACAGAAGAGGCUGGAUACGGAGGCACUGAGGGCACUGCGCCCCAUUUUCACCAGCUUGCUUGGGGCUGGUCCCUUGGAUGGGAUCUUUGUGCCCAGGGGACAGAACAGUGGCCAUGGGAACUUGUGUGAACCUGUUGCAAAGAAGGACUUGGGGAUUGCGGCUCCCUGCCCACAGCCAGAUCCCAGCAUAGCGGUGUUGGUGCCGAGAGCGCCAGAUGCUCAGGGACAAAUGUCCGACCGGCCUCUGGAACAGGAGGCCCAGCCUGGGGAGCAGGGCUUCCCUUCCAUUACCUCUCCUGCUAAUGAGCCAUUCCAGGACCGCUCCUUGCAUGCUGCCUCCAACGAUGCUUCUGCCUUCCUUUCAUCCCCUGACAAGAUACUUGAAGGGUAUCCUCCUGGGGUGCUGCAGGACAGCAGGAGCUGCAUGGUCCAGUGUAACUUGAACCCCACUGAGAAGCUGGGAGCUGGGCUUUUCCAGAACAAAAGCGAAGAGGCUUCUCUUGACCUUGUGUUUGAGCUCUUGAACCAGCUGCAGUAUCACACGCACCAGAAGGAUGGGGUUGACAUCUGUGUGGAUUUUCUACAAGGGGUGUGCAUCUACGGCAGCGAUUGCCCCAACCAUCACACGGUCCUGCCAUAUCACUGGCAGGUCAGGAGGACUGCCACUCAGCUGUGGCAGAGUGUGACCACUGACUCACAGGAGCAUCUGGAAAGACUGUACUGCAAUCCUGACAACGACAAGGUCAAAGUAAGAUAUAGAGGUCAUGAGUUUUUAGUAGACUUGAAUUCUUUGACUCUGUAUGAUACAACUGAAUUUGACCAGUUGAGGAGGCUGUCUACGCCUGUGUGUACCACUGCCAACUCCAACUACUACACAAUCUGGAAAUAUUUCUGCAGGGAUCAUUUUGGCUGGAGAGAAUAUUCAGAGCCUGUUGUGCGGUUGAUAGAAGAAGCCAACUGCCGGGGGCUGGCAGAGGUCCGAUUUGUUACUUGGCAUAAUCGUUAUAUCUUGAACAUAAAAGAUGGCUUCCAGCAAAAUGCAUGCGUUCGAAGAGAAAUCAAGAAGAGACCUUUCUUCCGCUCCUGUGUGAUCCUCAUGCCAUACUUGCAGACUCUUGGGGGCAGCCCUACAGUACCUGUGGUACCAGCAACUGAAUCAAUCACCUCACAAGUGUUAUCCCCAACUGCUGUUACCUCUCCAAACUUCUAUCCUGAAACUUGGAUUAACAUGGAUUCAGCUCAGGACUUCAUUCAAGUGCCUGUUUCAAAGGAAGACAAAAGCUACAGAACCAUUUAUAACCUCUUUCAUAAGACUGUGCCAGAGACCAAAUACAGAAUUUUGAAAAUACUGCGAGUUCAAAACCAGUUUUUGUGGGAGAAAUAUAAGAGGAAAAAGGAAUACAUGUCCAAAAAAAUGACAGGACUUGAUAGGAUUAUGAACGAAAGACACUUGUUCCAUGGCACCUCCCAGGAUGUUGUUGAUGGGAUCUGCAAGCAUAAUUUUGACCCUCGGGUCUGUGGGAAACACGCCACCAUGUUCGGGCAAGGCAGCUACUUUGCCCGGAAAGCAAGCUACUCGCAUAACUUCUCCAAGCGGUCACCCAAAGGGAUUCAUUAUAUGUUUCUGGCUAAAGUACUGACAGGCAGAUAUACAGUGGGUAACCACACCAUGAGGAGGCCUCCACCCGUGAAUCCCAGCAGCAUCACCAGUGACCUGUAUGAUUCCUGUGUGGACAACUACUUUGAGCCUCAGAUCUUUGUCAUUUUUAACGAUGACCAGAGCUAUCCCUAUUUUGUUAUCCAGUAUGAAGAAGUUAGUAACACCGUUGUGAUCUGAAAAACAAAAUGAUUUCCUGUUGAUUUGUUGUAACAACUUUUUAAACCUGAUAUUUGUAGAAUGGACCCUUUUGUUGGGGAGAGGAAUAAAAUUGUGGAACUUUUAAUAAAAAUUCGGGGGGGGGGGCUGUGAGGGUUUUUUAAAAAAAAACAUUUUUAAACUCCUGAAAAGACCAAUUGUGCACUUGCUAUAUUCUGUGUAAACUGUAACUAUUUUCCAUUGUUUAUAGUUGAGGGAAAAAACUGUGCCUUUUGUUAUAAACACUAUUUAUGUUAGUAAACUCAGUGUUUUAAAAAAAA